Molecule: messenger RNA, 402 nt
Organism: Dentiscutata heterogama
Lineage: Eukaryota; Fungi; Glomeromycota; Glomeromycetes; Diversisporales; Gigasporaceae
Source: the annotation of a GenBank genome assembly
AUGAAAGGACAAGUAAUUCGUUACUCUGGUGAAAAUUACUUGAUGGGUAUUCCAACCCAUGACGAUUUAGUCACAGAAAACAAUGAAGGAAUAAUGACAAUUCUUGAAGAUGCUCUAUCUAAGCAUCAAGAUAUUCCAUUUAUGGCCAUUGAUAUGGAAGAGUCCACUAAAUUCACAAAUGGUCAAGCCUGGUAUGUAUUGCGUCUCUAUAGCCCUCUUAUCAAUAGUCAGAAAGCAGUUGUUUCAAUAACGGGAAUUCAAGUCUUUUUUGAUAUUCUUGUACCAGAAGAUGAGUCUCCCAAUUUGUUUAAAACAAAAAUAAGGGCCAUUCUCUCUGGUAAAAUAAAAUGGUUAAAUAGAACAUAUAAAGGCAUAUCCAUUUCGUGGUUAUCAUCCCAAUAA